AGCCAACUACCAUAGCCUUGCUUUCUCUCAACACCUGUGGUAUUUGUAUUUAUACGAAUAGCCUCAUAUACAGUAAAUGCUACAUCUUAUAUCUCGAAAUUAUUUUUAAAAAAUGCAUAAGAGAGACCACAACAUCCAACAGUAACGUUUGCUAGCAUGCUAACACAGACGAAAGUGGUUUAGUUACCUGUAUCUUUGCAGCUAAUUUGAGCGAUUUUUCAUUUUGAUAUACGGAAUCGUAACACUGACCAACCUGAACAAAAGUAGCUAAAAGUUACUAUCUCUUAACUGUAGCUAGCUGCUCAUAGACAGUUUGCCAUGAUGUCCGCAGCCAUCAUAACUUUCCAGUCUCAGCUCUCCGGAGUCAUGGAGACGGUCCUUAAGUCAGCCAUGUACGAGAUCACCAGGCUGGUGGAGGAUAGUUUCCUGGAGGAGGUGUCCCGGAGCAGGGAACAGGUCGAGUCACUGAAGACGCGGCUGCAGUGGUCGGAGAACAGAGAGGGAGGCCAGAGGGGGAAGUGUCGGGACUGUGGGAGAGCUGGCAAGGAAGGUGAAGAGAUAAGCUUAGGAACUUCACAGACAGGUGUGGAGAGGGGGCGUGGCCUGAAGCAGGAGAAGGUACCAGGGGAGGAGUGGAGCAGCUGUGGGGGCGUGGCCAGGGAAACAACCUUCAAUGAUCUGGAGGAGGCUGAGGCCACCAGCCCUAAGAGAACCUCUGAGGUAGGUAGGGGACUGACUAAACACAUGGAGGCUGAGGCCACCAGCCCUAGGAGAAUCUCUGAGGUAGGUAGGGGACUGACUAAACACAUGGAGGCUGAGGCCACCAGCCCUAAGAGAACCUCUGAGUCCACAGAGGUCACAGGUCAGAAGCUGGACAGCCUGCUGAAAGAGGAGGCUCUCCACACCACUGAGCUACAGGAGAGAUGGGAGUUCUGCCUGGACGAGGCUGAUGGUUUGGAUGUCUCUGGGCCCAGUAAGAGUUUUAUUCAGCAGGAGCUACAGCAGUGCCAGGAUGAGUGGGGAUCCAGUCUAGACCAGAGACCUGAACCACCAGGCCCCGAGGGAGACCAAAGAAAACCUAUCGACCCUCUCUACCGUCCCCACUACAGCAUGGAGGAACUAGGGGGUGAUUUUGAGAAGUCUGGUUAUGACAGUCCUAGUAGUGGAGGCCAUCUUCUAGACAUGGAAGGGCUGGAUAGGCUUCCUGGUUCUCCGUCUCGUCUGGGGGCGCUGAGCUACGGAGCUGUGGGUCACUACCAAGUGAAUCUGGGGGUGUCUGAGGGGGGAGACCAUCACCAUCGCUCCCACAUGCCUGGCUCCCAUCGGAGACGGAGGGAGCAGGUGGAUUCGCCAACGCCACCCCCCCACCCGGUGGUGGGAGACCUGAACUGCCUGUUGAUCAACGAGGAGGGGUACUUGCAGGACUCCAGUGUCUUGUACCCUGAACACGGUGUCCCAGAGUCGGGUAACAGAGCUGGCCACAGGGGGCUAACCUCCAUCCACUCUGGAAGCUCAGCCCACAACAACACAGAGAGCCCGGAUGAUGCCGCUGACGAUUUUGGACACUCUCUAAACCUCAGAGAUCGUUCACAAGAGCAAGUAACAGGAGGAGGGGGGAGGCGUCAUGCCUGCACUCAAUGUACCAUGAGCUUCCCAGACUCUGGUUCCCUCAAGUCCCACAAGCAGACACACAAAACGGGGAGAGGGUUGAGUUCAGGAUCUGGGCCUCCGUACUCCUGCACCCAGUGCGGUAAGACCUUCACCCAGGCCUGCAACCUCAAGGUCCACCAGCGAGUCCACCAGGCAGAGGGACUUCACCUCUGCAGCCACUGCUCCAAGGGCUUCACCUCCUUCUCCGACCUGAAGAGGCACAAGUGCAGCCAGACGACAGACAAGCCCUACUGCUGCUCCAUCUGUGGGAACAAGUUCAGUCGGCUCUGGAACCUCAAGCUGCAUCAGCGCAUUCACACGCAGGAGAAACCUCACCGCUGCACUAUGUGUGACAAGAGCUUCACACGGGUGGACAUUUUGAAGGUACACCAGCGCACGCACACUGGGGAGAGACCGUACUGCUGUGCUGUGUGUGGACUCAGCUUCAAACGACUGGCCCAUCUAAAGUUACACCAGCACAAACACAGGCCGGAUUUCCUGGCCUGAGCGGUGGUCUAGAACAGUGGUUUCCAAACUGUGAGGCAUGGGGUCCUCCAAUUUCUUUUAAAUAUAUAUAUACUUAUAGUACAUUCAAAAGUUUGGACAUACCUACUCAUUC
Messenger RNA from Salvelinus namaycush (lake trout), 2269 nucleotides. RefSeq lists its product as uncharacterized. The transcript has 4 exons. Gene Ontology annotation, biological process: regulation of transcription by RNA polymerase II; central nervous system development. Bases 319 to 2157 code for a protein of 612 amino acids. Gene Ontology annotation, molecular function: RNA polymerase II cis-regulatory region sequence-specific DNA binding; DNA-binding transcription factor activity, RNA polymerase II-specific. The record is from RefSeq and is a predicted model, not a curated record. NCBI's taxonomy places the organism in Eukaryota, Metazoa, Chordata, Actinopteri, Salmoniformes, Salmonidae. Gene Ontology annotation, cellular component: nucleus.